AUGGCACGAGAAGGUGCCGCAUCGCGCCGAGCCUCGAACGCGCUCAAGGUGGCGUUUCAGCCGUUCGAUGUGGACUUCCAUCCGACGGCUCACCUGCUCAGCGUCUCCUUCAUCUCGGGUGUCGUGCAGCUUCUCAAUGUCGAUCCUACCACACUGCAAUUCGAAAGCAAGUGGAAGAAGAGGGGCCACACCGACUCCUGCCGAGCUGCACGAUUUGCUGCCAAUGGCCGAUGUGAGUGCUGGUUGCUGGGGGUGUGCAUGGUGCUGCUGGGGGUGUGUGAUGCUGCUGGGGAUGGUGUGUGGUGGUGCUGGGGGUGUGUGGUGCUGCUGGGGGUGUGUGGUGCUGGGGUUGGUGCUGCUGAGGUGUGUGUCACUUUCUGGUUGCUGCUUCUGUACAUCAUUGUGGUGUCAGCAGCAGCAGACAAGUCUAUUGUGGUUCAAGACGUGGAGACGGGGGAGCAAGUCACGUUUGAGGCUCCUGAAAAGGUCUCCCCCCUCUCCCCCCUCCCUUGUUUUCUUUCACACACCCUCCUCACCCCCCCAGUUGUGGUGUCAGCAGCAGCAGACAAUGAGGGAAUCAACCGGUUGGCAUGUUGGGGUGACUCCUGUGUGGCAUCUGGUGAUGAUUCCGGCACAGUCAAGUUUUGGGAUCUCAGGCAGGAUGGCAGUGCAGUGGGCAGCACAGCCACGGUGCAAGUAGCAUCGAACUAUCUCACCGACAUUCGGCCCUUCCACUCCUGCAGGGCGGCAGUGCAGUGGGCAGCACAGCGACCGUGCAAGUGGCAUCGGACCAUCUCACUCACAUUCGUCCCCUCCCUCUCAUCACCUGUGUGCCUCUCAGCUGACGGCGGUGCAGCAGGCAGCACAGCGACCGUGCACGUGGCAUCGGACUAUCUCACUCACAUCCGCCCCCUCCCCGCCUGCAACCGCCUGCUUGCCGCCAGUGGCGAUGGCUCCAUGGCUGUUGUCGACCUCGCAACUAAUAGAGUAAGUGUGUUGGGCGUGUGUUGGGCGUGUGUUGGGCGUGUGUUGGGCGUGUGUUGGUUCGCCCCUCCCUACCUGCAACCGCCUGCUUGCCGCCAGUGGCGAUGGCUCCAUGGCUGUUUUGACCCUUCCUUUCCACCUUCUAUCCCUCCCUCCCUCCCUCCCUCCCUCCCUCCCUCCCUCCCUCCCUCCCUCCCUCCCUCCCUCCCUCCCUCCCUCCCUCCCUCCCUCCCUUCCUCCCUCCCUCAAUCCCUCAAUCCCUCCCUCCCUCCCUUCCUCCCUCCCUCCCUUCCUCCCUCCCUCCCUCCCUCCCUCCCUCCCUCCGUCCCUCCCUCCCUUCCUCCCUCCCUCAAUCCCUCAAUCCCUCCCUCCCUCCCUUCCUCCCUCCAUCCAUCCCUCCCUCCCUCCCUCCCUCCCUCCCUCCCUCCCUCCCUCCCUCCCUCCCUCCCUCCCUCCCUCCCUCCCUCCCUCCCUCCCUCCCUCCCUCCCUCCCUCCCUCUCCCCCUCUACCAAUCCACCGUGCAGCUCACAGCGCACACGGACAGCACAGAUGACGACCUGCUCUCCAUCGUGGCAGUCAAGAGCGAUUCCAAGGUGGUCUGUGGCUCUCAGAGCGGGCUGCUGUACUUCUUCAAUAUGAAUGGAGCCGAGCGGGACAAUGAUCGCUUUCGAGGUCACGGAGGUUCAGUGGAUGCCAUUUUGCCUCUGGACGAUGACACGCUACUCACUGCCUGCUCCGACGGGCUCAUUCGAGUUGUCUCUGUCUUCCCGAACCGCUUUCUAGACGUCGUGGGCUCACACACCGACGCUGCUGUGGAGGCACUGGCACUCUCUCACGAUCACAACCUGCUUGUGAGCGCGGGGCACGACCAGAAGCUCAAGGCAUGGGACAUCGCAGGAAUUUUGGAUGAGGAGGAGGAGGGAGAGGAUGGGGAGGAGGAGGAGGAAGAGGAAGAGGAGGAUGAGAAGCAAGAUGAAAAGACUGGAGCAGGAGGAGGAGACUAUACAGUGGCAAAUGGAAAAGAUCCAAAUGAGCCGGCAUCUGCUGCUGCUGGUGCUGGUGAAAUGGGAGUGGGAAAUGGAGGGGCAGAACAAGCAGGGGACGGUGAAGGCCGGGGGAAGGAGCAGACAGUUGCUGGGAGAAGAAGGGGUGACUGUAAGGAGAGUGAUAGUGACAGUGACCAGAGAGGAGGUGGGAGAGACGAUGACUCAGACAGCAGCGACGACGACGGUGGCAAGGGAGAUUCUGUUGUCCAUGCGACCAAUCAGAUCACAGAUUCCACUGCUGGUAAUGGCGGUCAGGCUAUUUCUGCCGUGCCGUCAAUUAAGGCUAAUCUUUCUGAUCAGCUAGAUGCGGAUUUCUUGCUUCGAUAUAAGGCAGGGAGGGUAGGCCUUACCGAGGCGUCUAUACAAACCCCGAAACUCGCCUUUCUGUUCAUGACACGUGGCCGUCUGCCAUUGGCUCCCUUUUGGGAACGGUUCUUUAAAGGCCAUGAGGGUUUCUUCUCAAUCUACAUCCACACGGCUCGCGAGUUUCGAUAUAAGCCAGGGGAGCUUCCAUCCGCGUUUGAAGGCGCACACAUACCGAGUCAAGACGUGCACUGGGGCGAGAUUAGUAUGGUGGACGCGGAAAGACGCCUGCUAGCCAACGCUCUCCUGGACCCAGGCAAUGCACGCUUCAUCCUCGUUUCAGAGUCCUGCGCUCCCCUCUUUAACUUCACAUUCGUUUACGAGUACCUCAUGGCCUCGCCCGAAGCAUACGUUCGUUUGAAGAACGAGCCUGGGACGAACGGGCGGGGGAGGUGGCGGAGGGAGUUUCUGCCUCUGGUUCGUUUGGAAGAUUGGAGAAAGGGAGGGCAGUGGUUUGCCAUGGAUAGGGAAGCGGCUAGGGUUAUCGUCGCGGACGAUAUUUUCUAUCCUCUUUUUAAGCGGUUCUGCAGGCCGCCGUGUUACGCGGACGAGCACUACAUGCCGACUAUGCUGAAGGUUCUUAUGCCGGGAAAUGUGGCCAAUAGGACGGUUACUUGGACGGAUUGGUCUAAGCCGGGUGCUGCGCAUCCUGCGCAGUCCAUGUAUUCCCCAAACAUGCAGUCGCCUCCCCUAGCCCCCUCUUCCCCCUCCCUCCCCCCUUCCCCCUCCCCUCUUCCCCUCCCCCCCCCUCCCCUUCCUUUUCCCCCUCCGCACUUCCCCUAUACCAAGCAAGUGCUCCCGAUCCUCCUCGCGUCGCUUUUACUUUUCGGUUCGCCCCCUCUCGCCGUCUCCGCCGCUCAGACUUCCUCUCCGGUUGCAACGCCUGCGAACCCUGGGGCUGCCGUCGCCGUAGACUCUACCGAGGCACUCUAUAACGCGUUAAUCCGUGCCUCCGCCGGACUCGCCGGCGCCGGCGGCGGAGGCGGCGGUGGCGGCGGCGCGAACGCGUCAGCGGCGUCGCUAGCGUGGACGGCGAGCCUGCUGCGCGGCACGGGCGUGGACCAGGAGGUGAUUAACGCGCGGAACUCGGGGCUCGGCGCGCUGCUGGUGGCGCCGACUAACUACGCGUGGCAGCAGUUCUUCGACGUGCUGGAGCGCGCCAAUGCGAAGCAACCCGCGGGGACGUGGCCAGAUAUCUUUGUGGGCUAUCCAAGCGUCACCCCAGCCGCCCUCGUAGCAGCAGCCAGCAGCAUCACCACCCCUGCCUCCGCCAGCCCCCCCAACAUCACCCGCACCUUCAGCAACCUCUCCGCUCCUCUGAACCUGGCCGCCCUAUCGCCCGAAGGGACGGCCGCCCUGAGAGGCGUGCUGAUGCUGCACCUCACAGGCGCUUACUAUCUGGAAAAGCAGCUGGAAGAAAUGGCCUCUCCUAAUGCAAGCAACCCGGCGCCACAGCACGGGCACAUAUACGCAGUGGGCACGAAUCAGACGAUUCAGAUCCACAUAGAGUCGGACAAGUCGCUGGUGUUCCGCGUGCCGGCCAACUCCAACACGCCUGUGCGGGACAGCCCCUACACGGCCUACUCUGUCACUGCAGCCGCCACUGUGCUGCGCGCUCUCAAGGAUGCCGUAGCUGAUGGGAAGCUGGCCGUGCAAGGCGCCGACCAUGUUCUGCUUCCUCCCACCGGGCCUGCCAAUGCUGUGGGACGAGUUUUCAAUGUGAAUGUACAAGCGAUACUCAGCAUUGCAGUGUUUACAAUGGCCUUUCUAUUGAUUUAG
Closterium sp. Naga37s-1 is the source of this 4173-nucleotide messenger RNA. Lineage: Eukaryota; Viridiplantae; Streptophyta; Zygnematophyceae; Desmidiales; Closteriaceae. The record is from the annotation of a GenBank genome assembly.